AUGGCUGGACGCGCUACUAAACAAAGUAGCGCCAUCCCAGCCUGGAGAAAAAGAAUUGAGGACCGUAUCGCAAAGGCAAGGGCCCUUAUCGGCAGACUGAUAAGCUUCAGGUCGGGUAAUAAUAGACCGAGGGUUGUGCGCACCGUUAGGAUGGCGUUUGCUGGGACAAAUAUCAGUUUGUCCCAGCCGGAUAUCACGCAGAAACUAACGGAGCGCAUAGACGACCUGAAGCAAAAGAUUGCUGCUUGGGGGAAGCGGAUUCGACGAUUUACCGAGAGGUCAAGGCGGUUCAACCAGAAUCGUCUCUUCCAGAGUGAUCAGAAGAGGCUCUACAAAUCAUUGGAGCGACCAGAGGUAUGUGGAGCGGGCCCAGGACCGGAUCAGGCUGACACUGUCGCAUUUUGGCGUGGCCUGUGGUCAGAGCCCGUAAACCACAGCGAGGGCCCUUGGAUGGAAGUUGUGGCGAGUCAGUGUGCGAGUAUUACGCCCAUGGACCCCGUCACCAUAACGCCGGAUGACGUAGCUGAGGCGGUCCGUAGGGCCCCGAACUGGAAAAGUCCGGGGCUCGACGGGCUGCAUCAUUACUGGCUGAAGGGGUUCGUGGUGUGUCACGCUGUGCUCGCCCGUCAGUUUCAAGAGGCUCUCAACCAGAAGUCGCUACCGAGCCUCUUCACUACUGGGAUCACUCAUUUGGUUCCUAAAGACCAGCAUAGCAAUUUGAAAUUUGAAGCAUAA
Parnassius apollo (apollo) is the source of this 735-nucleotide messenger RNA. NCBI's taxonomy places the organism in Eukaryota, Metazoa, Arthropoda, Insecta, Lepidoptera, Papilionidae. The record is from the annotation of a GenBank genome assembly.